AGCAGACCUGCGACAGAGAAAGAAGCAAAACUGUACAGAAUCUGACAAAAUGGCUUCAGAGGAGAGAAACAAAGAAAACGCAAAGCUGGGAAGAUCGCCAAAGUAUAUGUUAAUUCAGCGUUUUGCGAAACUUUUCUUUGGCUGUCUUGCGGCAGUCACUAGUGGAAUGAUGUACGCUGUGUACCUCUCAACAUAUCAUGAACGGAAAUUCUGGUUUUCCAGCAGGCAGGAACUUGAACGAGAAAUUACAUUUCAGGGUGACAGCGCCAUUUAUUACUCAUUCUAUAAAGAACUGCUAAAGGCUCCUUCCUUUGAAAGAGGUGUUUAUGAGUUGACACACAACAAUAAGACAGUAUCACUGAAGACGAUAAAUGCAGUCCAGCAAAUGACUUUGUACCCAGAGUUGAUUGCCAGUGUUUUAUAUCAAGCAUCUGGUAGCGAAGAAGUUAUUGAACCAGUGUAUUUCUACAUUGGUAUAGUUUUUGGACUGCAGGGAAUUUAUGUGACUGCAUUGUUUGUAACCAGUUGGGUUAUGAGUGGGACUUGGCUGGCAGGAAUGCUGACUGUAGCAUGGUUCAUUAUUAACAGGACAGAUACAACAAGAAUUGAUUACUCCAUACCAUCAAGGGAAAAUUGGGCUUUGCCAUAUUUUGCAUGUCAAGUAGCAGCUCUCACAGGCUAUUUAAAAAAAACCCUAAAUUGUUCUGCUGAGAAGUUUUGUUACCUUUUGGUGAGUGCUUCAACGUAUACCUUCAUGAUGAUGUGGGAAUACAGUCAUUACCUCCUGUUUGUCCAGGCUGUUUCUCUUUUUCUGCUAGACAGCUUUGCCCUGGCACAGACAGAGAAGGUCCAUGAAGUAUACAAAAUCUACUUGUUUUCUCUCUUCUUGGGGUACCUUUUGCAGUUUGAAAAUUCAGCCUUACUGGUGUCACCAUUACUGAGUCUUGUAGCAGCUUUAAUGCUCUCUAAAUGCCUUCAGAUGAAUAUGAAAAAAGGUACAUUUAUGUCAAGAUUGCUGAAAAUAAUGUACAUUUAUUUGGUACUUACAAUAACAGUGACACUAAACUUCUUACUAAAGAUGGUUGUUCCUCAUAAAGAAAAUGAGCAUUUGCUGAAGUUCAUUGAAGUAAAACUUGGCUUAAACACAACUAAGAAUUUUACAAUGAAUUGGCUCCUUUGUCAAGAAUCUCUUCAGGCACCCUCCCAAGACUUUUUUUUGCGACUAACACAGUCAUCACUGUUGCCUUUCUAUAUUUUAGUAUUAAUUAUCUGCCUUUUUUCUGUAACUCAGGUCAUUUUUAGGAGAAUUUGUGGUGAACCACUGAAAGAGACAGUUAAACUUGAGGAUGGUCGAAUUGGAGAGAGGCCAGAAAUAGUUUAUCAUGUAAUUCACACAAUUUUACUUGGUUGUCUAGCGAUGUGUUUGGAAGGAAUGAAGUAUCUAUGGACACCUUAUGUUUGCAUGCUUGCUGCAUUUGGUGUGUGCUCUCCUGAGCUUUGGAUGACGCUUUUCAAGUGGCUUCGACUGAAAGCUGUGCACCCGAUAUUGCUGGCUCUUAUUCUGAGUAUGGCAGUUCCCACAAUAAUUGGAUUCAGCUUGUGGAAAGAGUUUUUCCCUAGGAUAAUGACAGAGCUUUCAGAACUACAAGAAUUCUAUGAUCCUGAUACAGUAGAACUUAUGACAUGGAUAAAACGACAGGCUCCUGUGGCUGCUGUGUUUGCAGGCAGCCCACAGUUAAUGGGUGUGAUUAAGCUUUGUACCGGAUGGAUGGUGUCAAGCUUGCCUUUAUAUAAUGAUGAUGAUCUUCUAAAAAGAAAUGAAAAUAUUUAUCAGAUCUAUUCAAAGAGGUCAGCAGAAGAUAUUUAUAAGAUACUCACAUCUUACAAAGCCAAUUUUCUGAUUAUUGAAGAUUCAAUUUGCAAUGAAGUGGGACCUGCAAGAGGAUGUAGAGUUAAAGAUCUAUUGGACAUUGCUAAUGGUCAUGUGGUUUGUGAGGAAGGCGACGGCUAUGCCUACUCAAAAUAUGGACGAUUUUGUCAUGAAAUCAAAAUGAACUAUUCUCCAUAUGUGAAUUAUUUUACUCGGGUAUACUGGAAUAGAUCCUAUUUUGUAUAUAGAAUCAACACUGUGAUAUCCUUCCAGUCGUGAAAAAGCAUGCAAGAUUCUUUCUGAGGAUUGUGAAUGAAAUUCAAUUGGAAAAGUUCCUUUUGAUCAAGGAAGUUAUUUUUGCAGAUACAUGUGUGCACAUGCAGAGUAUUGACAACUUUAUUUUACCAAACUGGAAUUCUUUGAACUACAGAUCAACAGACAUAGAUACCAUCCUUGAAGGAAACAGGAAAAUUUGUCAAUUUUACAGUCUCUACAAAGUGUGACAGUCUUCCACAUUUUUGCAUUUUUCUUCCCAUUUAAAUCAUCCUAAUCUUCAUGUAAAUGAGAUUUCUAACUUGAGUGUUAGAGAGCUGAUGUGGGUAGACUUCAGUAAAAGCAGAAAAAUUAUUUAAAGAGUUCAUUUAAGUCAUACAGCUUUUGUUUUCUAGAAAGAAAGCAAUCGGUAUCCCAAGUCUUUUCAAGUAAGUGUUUGGGGUUUUGGGGGUUUUUUUGUUGUUUUAUUCUUCCUGUCUUCCAGUCUAAACAUUUCUGUGUUUAUCAAACACACAUUCCUACAUCUUAUGUAUAGCUAUAGUGUUUGUAUAAAUCAAGUAAGGAAGAUUUUAUUUAAACAACACUUCCAUAGAUUAAGGCACUGAUCUCUACAUUGCUAGCGACAUGUUGGUGCAAGUGCUUGGACUUAGACCUAGCAGUAGGGGUUGACAAGGUCAGAUCUUCAGUUUGGAAAGAACUUGUCUUCAGGAUUUCUCCAUGCUUAAAUGUGUAUGUGUGUAUGCAUUUGUGUGUCUUAGCAGCCAUCAGAAUGGGCCAGUAUACAACAGUAUGCCAUACUUGGUUUUAGACAAGUGUAGCAGGACAACUAGGUUUGCUACUGAGACUUCUGCACUUCUGUUUCACCCCCUCUGUGUGCGUGCUGGUAUAUAUGUGUGUGUGUGUAUGAGGGGAUGGGUGAUAGUAAUUUCAUUCAACUUACUGUGUGAUAGUUAUAUUAAGGUAGUGCCAUAACUGUAACUUAAAACACUAUAAUUGCCACCAUUAAUAAAUAAUGGUACAGUUGUUCAUAGCUAUUUUUAUAUCAAUUACGCAACUACACCGAGAUCUUUGAAAAUUUGGGAACGUACUCUGCAAUCUUGCUUCCCGCUAAAAUUUGUCUUCCUUAUAUGACCCCCUUUGCCUCUACAACUAUUUUUCUUAACAAAUUAUCUGUUCAUCCUGUUUGUUGCUGGCUGAUAUACUUUCAAGAGAAUGAACGAUGCUUUAAUUCCAACUCUGGGCCUAAUCCUGGUGUUGUGAAUGGAAAAUCCAAUAAAAGGUAAUGGUAACUUUGCUUACGUAAGUGUAGCUGGACAAAAAGUCAGGACAUAAGUUUUGGCAGAGGUUAUUCACCCAUUAGGAGUUACCUGCAGUUAUGGAUUCGUGUAACACCUGGCCCAGAGACCAGUCUAUUAGGCAUGUGGGAAUGAUUCUUUGGAGCCCAGAUGAAGGUUCUGGCAUAAUAGGAUGCGCCUUCAACUGAAAAAUCUGCAAAUGAUUCUGCAAAUGAAAGCUGCAAAACGAUCCUUACCGCACUUCUUGAUAAAAUGCAGAUUCAGAGAUUUUAACUGUGAAAAUAUUACGAACUGCAGCAUGUUGGUGUAUAUGCGUGAUUCUUAUCUGCUCUAUGCAGAUACAUUUGCUUACUUUACACUAGCAGGUAGUGCUGAGAUUUUUUUUAAAACCUAUUAUCACUAUUGGAGUGAUUUAAAAGAAAAAAGCUUUAUUGUUGUAAGAGUCAACAUGUCUGUAAUCUGUUUUUUUUACUUUCAGUUAUAUUUUUAGGCCUAUGAGUCUUGACAAGAUGUUAAAUUAUGCAUUUUAUUUGAAACCAAUGUUGAGAUAAAUCCAUCGAAUAUACUGGAUGUGAUCACUGAGAGAAACAUUUAUCAGUACAACUGAGUUACAAGUUAAAAGUGAAUAUCCUUUCUGGGGAUACAGUCGUUGUGUUGAGGGUAGUAUGUACAUGUGUCUCUGGCCAAAUACAGUCUGCAUUUAUUUGCUUAUGCACAAGUGCAUAUGUUUUACUGCACUGGACUGUUUCAGACUUUUCAAUUACCAUAUAACAACAGAAGCUAGUGUAUUAACUUAAGCUAUGGCAGGCCUGCAGGAACCUUCUCUGUAUGUGCUAGUAUGGAUGUAGGUGUAAUACUUGGAAGUGAGUUUAGAGUUCCUUAUGCAAUUUAAGUUUGUUUGAAUCACUGUCAAGGAAUUACAUGUCUGUGUGUUAGUCAUUUACUUGCCUGAAGUUAAUCAUUCAUGAAUAUCAUUUCAUAACAGCAAUAAGGCAUUCCAGGUAGCAAACUUCAGGGUUACAACUGCACUUGGGUGGAUGAAGUCGCAUAGCUUACGGCUUCAUGCCUUAGAUUGCCAUGCCAAGAUGCAAUAUUUAACUGUCCUUGACUGCCUGUUGUGUUUUACUGCAAUGCUGUAUGUAUGUGCU
Molecule: messenger RNA, 4586 nt
Organism: Haliaeetus leucocephalus (bald eagle)
Lineage: Eukaryota; Metazoa; Chordata; Aves; Accipitriformes; Accipitridae
Gene: DPY19L4
Product: dpy-19-like 4 (C. elegans)
Exons: 18
Coding region: 50-2149 (699 amino acids)
Cellular component (GO): nuclear inner membrane
Molecular function (GO): mannosyltransferase activity
Source: RefSeq, a predicted model, not a curated record